AUGGGCAUUCGACCAAGCCAUGCCGAACACAAUUCACUGAGUCAAGUCGACUCCGAGCCGCAUCACAAUUAUCCCAGACACUCGCUUAGAUUCGGCAUGUGGCAGAAAUUCCAGCAUUUCUUCGCCAAAAAUGACGCCACGCAAAGCCCGAUCGAGGGCUCCGACGACGAGCAGUGGCCCCAGACCUGGGCUGACAGACAGAAUUCCGCCAAACAAGAUUCCUUAACCAGACCGCUGGCUGUUGGCCUCCCUCGGCAGGCGACAUUCCGACGUCAGAAUUCAGAAAAGCGAGAUCGACUGUUCCCCAUCGAGCCUUGUCAUGCUGAGAGGAGGGCCGUCUCUUCCACCAGGCACGCCUCUAUAAGCUUGCCCCGACGACGAGCGACUUCUUCUCCACCCGAUUGGGAUUCGGCUCGGACCUCUGCACCCGCAGUCACUGGAGCCAACAGGGCGGAUGCCGGCACUGCCCAUUCCCUUAUCGAAACCAGUCCACCAUUCCUGGAUUCGACGUAUCCUGAUCCGACCGAAGACCUCUGGUCUCAGGAGGACGACCGACCUCCCCGGCCCCCUUCGACAACUUCUUCUGAUGACUCUCACUAUCCCCAAAUGCCUCUAGCCGACGACAAGGCCGAAUUGAGGGACGAACUUGAUCACCGAUGGAUCCUCAACCUCAGUAUGCAUUUCCGGGAUAAGUCGGACCGAGAAAAGUUCUUCGUCACCUAUGCACAGACUCCCAACUUUUGGCGGCGGGUGACCAUUUCAUGUGACUAUCGCAAUGCUGAACCAGGUUCCUUGGAGAUGGACCUCAAGGAACUCCAGUUUCAACGGGAUAAAAGCAUGCAGAUCUACGAGUCAAUUCGCGAUUCACUACCUGAGAUUCAGUUCUAUGAUACCGUUACUAACCUCAAGUUGGAAACUACUGAUGGUCGUCUCCAUGUCCAUGUGACUGAGGAUGUCAACGAGAUCAUUCCAUACCCCCCCAAAGCCACCCUUUCCCAUAUCCUCAACGAUGAAGCCUUUCGACCCAUGCAAGUCCGAGAAAGUGAGCUGACUUUUGAUUCGCACCUUUCCGGCUUUGUUUACAAGGUUCUGCACAAGGGUACAGUCUACAUCAAGAAGGAAAUUCCCGGUCCGGACACAGUGGACGAAUUUUUGUAUGAAAUCAAUGCUCUGCAUGCUCUGCAUGAUUCCGACCAUGUCAUCAAGCUCGAGGCUAUCGUCCUUGAUGACACUCAGUCCGUCGUCAAAGGGCUUUUGAUCGGCUAUGCUGAAAGGGGCGCAAUUGUGGAUAUCCUUUACGACCACAGAGGUGCAAUCGCUUGGGAGGAUCGUUCUAGGUGGGCGGAGCAGGCGGUCCGUGGUCUCAGUGAGAUACACCAAGAGGGUUAUGUUCAGGGUGAUUUCACGCUUUCCAACAUCGUUGUUGACGCCGAUGGAAAUGCGAAGAUCAUCGAUAUCAACCGGCGAGGCUGUCCUGUUGGGUGGGAGCCUCCCGAGAUUGCCACUAAAAUUGCCAGCAACCAGCGAAUUUCUAUGUACAUCGGCGAGAAAUCAGACAUCUAUCAACUCGGGAUGACUUUGUGGGCUUUGGCAAUGGAUGACGAUGAACCGGAACGACAUGUGCCACCUCUGAGUGUUGAAGAAUUCCCCUCAGACGUCCCCAAUUGGUAUCAAGACAUCGUUCGGAUCUGCUUGUCAUCUCGCCCAAGAGAUCGAUUAUCCGCCAAAGAACUCGUCGAAUUGUUCCCAUCAAGGAUUUCCAGCUCUUCUGAACAAAUCCCGCCGCAUCAACGACCUGCCCUGAAAUUGCGUACAAUGAAGAAAUACAUCGACCCGGCGGAUGCGGUUGAGCGGGACGAUAUCCUAAGGCUGAGUUCAAAUAUACAAGAACAUGAAGCUCCUCCAUACUCGCCGGAAAGCUCAAGAGAUGACUAUACAUUCACGUAUCCGAAGUCCUCCAACUUUGAGUUCGAGAGUGAGACCUCUGGCUACGACCGACCUAGAGGCAGAAGACCGCCCACCAAUUAUGCACAUCUUGGAAAGAACGAGAGACAUCAUUGGGAGUCUGAGGAUGAGGGGCCCACUCCAACUGAGGACUUGGAACCGAACAUCGUGUCUAUAGCUCCUGGGAUGGACCGAGAAUUUGAUGAGCUCGAAUUGGAUGGCCACCCUUACCUUGUUUCCCGCCGCACCUUCAAUGACGAAGAACUGAAGAUUUUAGAGGGCCCUGAACGAGCGGAGAAUAGCUUUCCAGACUGGGGAGUCCAAUGUGACAAUGGUACGACCGAGGCGACCAGCUUUGAUGACAUUUUCCAGCCACAACCAAUCCGACGCCCUUCGCUUCUGGCUGCAGCUUCUGCCACUUCUGAAAGUACACCUCGCAAUAGCCAGGAUCUCAUUGCCACUCUGGCCCAGUACCAGCCUGAGAGCUCUGAAUAUCUUCAGAGUUCGAUGGAGAAGCUGGACAACGGAUCUAGUGGGUUAAUAAAUGUUACCGAGAACGCGGGAAAUGGGAGCGAGGAAAACCCGAAGGGUGUAUAUCAGAAGUCCUGUGGUGUUAUGCAGAACCCCGAAGAGGAGACCGAAUAUCCAGACAACGUGACGAGGUAUCCACAGCAUCUCACUGAGCAUCUUGGGAUUAUACCCGAAGCCCUGGAAAACCCAACGCACACCAUGGAGAAUUCGGCGGAGAACAUAGAGCACUUAGUGGAGAACAUGAGGGAGCCGACAGACCACUUGACUAACUCUACGGAGCACCUGGAGACCUCGGCGGAUGAUCCGGCUACAUCAAGGGACCCGAAUGGAAAUAUUCCGAAGGCUCUUGAAGAGGUCGAAAGUGACCCCAAGACCUCAAGUAUGACAACAGAGAGUAUCCAGCAGAUGCCCGACUUAGUGGGAAAUGCCGCACAGGACCUGAAUUCGACAGAGCUACUGCAGGUGACGCUCGAGGAAGUAGAAAAAUCACCUGAGAACCCGGAGUACACUAUCCAAAAGCCAGAGAAAGAGACAGAUUCCCUUGGCCGAAGCAGUGACUACGUAACUCCCGACCAAGACCAUGGCUCAAGCGUCAAGGAUGAUUCAGUUUCUCUGACACCUAUCGAUGGAGACAUCGUACUUCAGAAAGACACGGUGGGGCUUCCAGGGACAACAACGAAUAAACCUCCCAGUCUUCCGUUUAUGGACAGUGGCUAUGAUGAAUCGCUCGCCGUGAUCGCUGAUGAUGGAGGUCUUUCUCUUAUUCAAGCAGCCGCUCCCAACCAACAACUGCCACCAAGGUUGGACAAAAUACCUGAGCCAGAAAACAAACACUCUCCAGCUGAUGAUCAUCGGCUUAGGGAGGAGACUUUCCGCCUUGGUGAACAACAGGAAGCAUCCCUACUCCCCGUACCUCCCGGCAACGAACCCUGUAACUCAAAGAAACCCGGGCCUUCUGAUCCGUUGAGAGAUGCGGCGGAGAAAGACCCGGUAACUACUUCACUGCUGGGGGACGAGCCAUUUGUCGAGGGCAAACCAGACGAAAUAUCACCAUUAGGGCUGCCGAACGAAUAA
This is a messenger RNA of Fonsecaea multimorphosa CBS 102226, 3549 nucleotides long. RefSeq lists its product as uncharacterized. NCBI's taxonomy places the organism in Eukaryota, Fungi, Ascomycota, Eurotiomycetes, Chaetothyriales, Herpotrichiellaceae. The transcript has a single exon. Gene Ontology annotation, molecular function: ATP binding; protein kinase activity. The coding region runs from base 1 to 3549 and encodes 1182 amino acids. Gene Ontology annotation, biological process: protein phosphorylation. The record is from RefSeq and is a predicted model, not a curated record.